AUGGUGGAUCUUUCACUGAAGUCGCUCCGUCCCAUGCUCGAGCUUCACCUGCAAGGUGCUCGCCUCAAUGGCACUGUAUCGAAAGGGCUCAACAAGUGCAGAACGUGGGCUACAAGUCCUAUAAGUGGUGUUGCUUGUCUCUCGGUGGAGAGACAGAAGUUGCCUUCCAAACGGAUUGUGUGGUUGGUAAUCGAGAACAUUCCGGUGGCACAGGAGGCGCAGUCACUGAGUUUUAAGAAUGCGGACAUUGUGCGGUGGCUGGAUUUUGAUCACACGUGCCCAGAAAGUGAGCCACCCACCCUUCCUGCGGACGAAUAUCUCCACUGCGAAACUUUGUACGCACGUCUCAUCAGCUCUCCCAUCGACCAGGCAGAACAGUUGCAGCAUCGGCCACGAGAUCAGGUCAUUGAGAACUUUGACGGGCCCAGUGAUGAGGACCUCUCCGUUGUCGCUGGUGAAGUGGUCUACCUCCUCCACGAAUGCAGCAAUACUCACUUCAUGGCCAUGAAGAAGAAGGUCAUGCGUGACUACGAUAAGAAGAAGGUUACAAUAACGUCUAUCGAGCGAGCGAAACACAUUUCAUUCAAACUUCGUCCACAUCGCCACAACUGCUUUGAUUAA
This is a messenger RNA of Hydatigera taeniaeformis, 621 nucleotides long. The record is from the annotation of a GenBank genome assembly. Lineage: Eukaryota; Metazoa; Platyhelminthes; Cestoda; Cyclophyllidea; Taeniidae.